Messenger RNA from Rhododendron vialii, 2047 nucleotides. Its product is annotated as 2-oxoglutarate-dependent dioxygenase 11-like. The record is from RefSeq and is a predicted model, not a curated record. The transcript has 2 exons. NCBI's taxonomy places the organism in Eukaryota, Viridiplantae, Streptophyta, Magnoliopsida, Ericales, Ericaceae. The coding region runs from base 729 to 1865 and encodes 378 amino acids.
UUUUGAAUGUAAAAAGUAAAAAUAAAAUAAAAAGUUAACGCCUUCCGUUAGCUCCAUCUGUUAGGACUAGACGGAAUUGGACGGCAGGGGCCUAAUUGUUAACGGAAUGCUAAGUUUAGGUGUUUUUUUUUGCAAGUUGUCAGAAAGUUCAUAGGUUUUUUUGAAAUUUUUCCUUAAAAAAAUAGGGUAAUGAUUGGAGAAAUAAGUAGGGUAAUGAUUAAAAAAUAAAACUAAAAUGGCAAACGAACACUACCACAGUAUAUUUUGCAAUUAACGAAUCAGAUCAUCACUAGAAUAUUUCAUUUUCCUGGACAUAUUAUAAUAUCUAAUUAAUUUUAAUAUUUUACAUAAAUAUUAUAUUUGGCAAUUAAUGAAUCAGAUCAUCACAUAUUAACGAAUCAGAUCAUCACAUAUUUAAAAAAACCACAUAACUGUAUCCAUUCUUUUAUUUUUUUUUAAAACGGAAACAUAUAUUCAUAACCAACAGUACAAAAAAUCUAAAAGGUUCUAACAACAAGAUGAAAAAAAUAACAACAAAAUAAAAGUAUGUCCAAAACUAUAAGAUAAAAUGGUGGAGACCACCGAUCCGUGGAUCAGAGAAAACACGUUAUCAUUUGUUGACUACGAAAUGGACAUUUCUUUCUCUGGCCCAUACAUACUGAACACUCUAUUCUCAUCUAUUUCAGUCCAAAUUUUGAAUACCCCCAGAUAGGUAGGAGUACAAGUUAAUGGAGAACAAAGAAGAUGGCAAUUGCUUCCACGAAGUCAAAAUCACAGACCAAGAUGGUCUCCUCCGAACCAUCAAGGUUCCAGUGGUCCAACAACUCGCCCUCAACGGCAUCAAACACUUGCCCGACCAGUACAUAAACGUACCACCGGAUCACCCAGUUGUCUCAUCCUCCGUCCCCGAUCCGUCCCAGACCUUUCCGGCUAUAGACGUGGCCCAAUUGAGAAUUGGGCCGGGAUUAGAUGGUCUGGGGCGGGCUCAAGAGCUUGUUAAGCUUGCUAGGGUGGCUAAGGAUUGGGGUUUGUUCUUGAUCGUCAACCAUGGGAUAGAGGAUUCCGUUUUGCAGAGCGUUGAGGAUGUCGUGAGGGGAUUUUUCGGGUUGUCGUUUGAGGAGAAGAAAUUGAGCGUCGGGACGUAUAUGAACGUUGACAACAUGGGUUACGGGCAGAAUUUCGUGAGGUCGGAGAAUCAACGGUUGACUUGGAUUGACCGGUUGGCGAUGAAGGCUGCUCCUAGGGAAGCAAGUGAAGGACUCCUUGUCUGGCCUCAAAAUCCAGCCAAUUUCAGGAAAGUCAUGGAGGAAUACGUAGAGGGAGCAAGAAAAGUCUGCAACCACUUACUAGAGGCCCUAGCAGAAUCCCUUUCACUAGAAAAACAUGUUUUCCUCCGAAACUUGGAUUCCAAGAGCAGUGAAAUCAACGUAAGGGUUAACUACUACCCACAAUGCCCGAGGCCAGACUUGUCCCUGGGAAUAACUCCACACUCCGAUGGGAGUGCAUUAACCUUCCUGAUGCAAUUUGGUGCCACCGGAGGGCUCCAAGUGCUCAAAGACGCGAAAUGGGUCACGGUGCCAUGGCCAGAAAAUAAGUUGCUAGUCGGUGUGGGAGAUUUGUUGGAGAUAAUGAGCAACGGGAGGUUAAAGAGCCCUUGGCACCGCGUGGCGACAAAGGCCGAAGUGGAGCGAUUAUCAGUUGCUUUGUUUUACAAUCCACCGUCUGAGGUAGAGAUCGAACCUGUGAAGGUUGAAGGGCCAAGCAAUGAGAGUUACAAGAAGGUGAUUGUUGGGGACUACAUGAGGCAUUAUUAUAAGAUUAGCCCUACAAUUGAUAAGCAGGCUAUAAAUUUUGCAAAGAUUUGAUUAGUUCGAGUAAUUAUGUGGUGAAAGUUGUAAUGUACGCGACAAUGACACCCUCGAGUCAUCAAAAUAUUUGGGUCGUGAUCUCAACCUGACCCUAUGUUGUGUAAUGAUCUCAAAACAUACCUUUCGUCUUGAAUUUCGCAGUUUAUGAAAUCUAUUACUUCGACUUAUAAUUCUAAAAA